Messenger RNA from Priceomyces carsonii, 843 nucleotides. Its product is annotated as pseudouridine synthase. The record is from RefSeq and is a predicted model, not a curated record. Gene Ontology annotation, molecular function: RNA binding; pseudouridine synthase activity. NCBI's taxonomy places the organism in Eukaryota, Fungi, Ascomycota, Pichiomycetes, Serinales, Debaryomycetaceae. The transcript has a single exon. Gene Ontology annotation, biological process: pseudouridine synthesis. The coding region runs from base 1 to 843 and encodes 280 amino acids.
AUGGCAAUAAAAAAUAUAGACAUAAUAUGUCAAAAUUCAAGAUACGUUGUCCUUAAUAAACCAUCUGGUGUUUUAUGCAAUGGGUAUACUCCUGCCUGUGUCUUGCCACAGAUUACCCUAGCAUUUAAAAAAUGGAAUCCAGAUAGAAAACUCAAUCCUAAGCAAUUUCAGCUAGUGCAGAGGCUAGAUAGAUACGUCUCUGGCGGAAUGAUUGUUUCUCGUAAUAAAAAAUUUACAAAGAAGCUUAAUCAGUCGUUGAAGGGGGAAGAUGACUCAAUUACAUUUACAAGAAGGUAUGUGGGAUUAAUCAAGUGCAAUGGUUUGAAGAACCAUCUCAAGAAAAUCGAUAGCUCGAAAAGUAGCCUUAGCAUCGAUCCGACUCUCUCAUUUGGUGUUAUAAGUCUAGGAAUUACAAAGCAUUUGUCCCCUAAAGCUCGACCGUCAAGCACAAAAUUUAAAAUACUUUACGAUCAUCUGAAAUAUGUACUGAACGAUAAAUAUCCCGAACUUUUCAACUCCUAUAUCUAUCCAGUAAUAUUUGAGUUGAAAACAGGUAGAAAAAAUCAAAUCAGGGACCAUUGCUUGGCUGCAUUUGGUUUACCGCUCUUGAAUGAUGAUAAGUUUCUCCAUCUCAAACAUCGUCAAGAAAAUCCAAAUAGUUUGCUUUUCAGAUCAAACCAGAUAGGCUUGCAUAGUGGUUUUAUCCGCAUCAAAGAUGAAGAGUACCAGUUCCCGAUUUUCUUCGAGCCAGAUAGGGAACUUUGGCAGGGAUUCGUAGAUGAACUGGGAAAUUUUACAGAAGGUAUUCAAAACGAGUUGGCUAAACCUCAAUCGCUUCUUUGA